AUGGCGGGCGGUGCUGCCACCGAGAGCACCACCGCUACUCCCGGCGGAGUAAAGUCCAAGCCCAAGUCGAAGCCCAAGCGCAGGUCGAGGAGUUCAGCUGCUGCAGCUGAAGCCGAAGCUGAAACUGACGACGACACUGCCACCGCCACCGCCCCCGCCGCCCCGCCUAAAGGCACCCUCCUCCAGCACGCCGAAGCGCACCUCCUCUCCGUGUCGCCGUCGCUCGCACCACUAGUGGCCGCACACACGUGCCCGCUGUUUACUUCCGUGGGGCUGGCGGAGGCGGUGGACCCGUUUACUUCCCUCGCGAGCGGGAUAAUCUCGCAGCAGGUAUCUGGGGCGGCUGCGCGGAGCAUCAAGGCCAAAUUCAUCUCCCUCUUCGAGCCCAAUUUGACCUUGGAGUCCCUGCGCUUCCCUUCGCCAUCGCUAGUACUCUCUCUCCCCUUGGCGACCCUACAGACCGCCGGCGUCUCCGCGCGCAAAGCGGCGUACCUGCACUCUCUUGCCACGGCGUUCACCGCCGAGACCGCAACCAUCACGCCGCAGUUCCUGGCCACCGCGUCGGAUGCCGAGAUUGUAAGAGAGCUCACGAAGAUCCAUGGUAUUGGACAGUGGAGCGCGGAAAUGUUUCUCAUGUUUGCGUUGAAGAGGUGGGAUGUCUUCACCGUGGGAGAUCUGGGCGUGCAGAGGGGUAUGGCUGCGUGGGCGGGGCGGGAUGUUAACGCCCUCAAAAAAGCGGGCGGGACUGGGAGCGGCGGGAAGGGUGGGAAGAGUGGUAAGAAGUGGAAGUAUAUGGCGGAACAAGAGAUGAGGGAGCUCGCGGAGCCGUUUGCGCCGUAUCGGACCCUGUUUUGCUGGUACAUGUGGCGCUGCGAGGGGACUGAUAUCGAUGCGAUGGGGGACGUUACGACGACAACAACCACAGCCACAACCACAAAGUAA
Molecule: messenger RNA, 942 nt
Organism: Tricharina praecox
Lineage: Eukaryota; Fungi; Ascomycota; Pezizomycetes; Pezizales; Pyronemataceae
Product: DNA glycosylase
Exons: 3
Coding region: 1-942 (313 amino acids)
Biological process (GO): DNA alkylation repair; base-excision repair, AP site formation; base-excision repair
Cellular component (GO): nucleus; protein-DNA complex
Molecular function (GO): alkylated DNA binding; DNA-3-methyladenine glycosylase activity; DNA-7-methylguanine glycosylase activity
Source: RefSeq, a predicted model, not a curated record